Messenger RNA from Closterium sp. NIES-67, 2391 nucleotides. The record is from the annotation of a GenBank genome assembly. Lineage: Eukaryota; Viridiplantae; Streptophyta; Zygnematophyceae; Desmidiales; Closteriaceae.
GAGGGGUGAGAGGGGGAGCGGGUAGAGGCACCCAAGACGUGCUUGUCCAAGGCUCCAAGUCUCAAAAGGACAUCCGGCCUCCAGGUAGGGACGGUGGAGGCUCGGCAGCCGGGGGACCAGGUAGAGGCAUGCCGGACGUGCUUGCCGUGGGAUCCAAGUCUCAGAAGGAUAUCCGGACGCCAGGUAGGGAUACCGCAGGCUCGGCUACCGGACCUAAGGGUCAGGCUCGGCGGACGUCGCCCUUGCACUAUGCUGAUGAUAUGGACGUGGCACGGGUGGGGCAGAGAGACGGGUGGGGGGCAGGAGAGGGGGGAGGAGGACGAGGGGGUGGGGGAGGGGGAGGGGGAGGGGGAGGGGGGAUGGGGGGGCAGUACCCUCCCCAUACGGACACGUUUGGCCCCAUGUCUGUUAGAGUCCCGAGACCGAGAUCAAUGGCUGAAGAUGACUGGGGUGAUGCUGCUCGCAUGAGGGAUGGUAGGGAGAGGGGAGACGACCUGCUGGCCCUGCUAAUGUUGCUGGCGGUGGCGGUGGUUACAGUGGUGGUGGCUAUGGUGCUCCUGGUGGCGGCGGCGGUGGUUACAGUGCUAGUGGUUACGCUGGUAGCAGCAGUGGCAGUGCAGCAUCCCGCACAGGAGGGGGCAUGUCCAGCCGGCCGGGAGGAGGUGGUGGGGGGGGAUGGGUGGUGGCAUGGGUGGUGGGGGGGGGAUGGGCGGUGGCAUGGGUGGUGGCAUGGGCAUGGGAGGAGCAGGAGGGGCAGGGGGUGGACCACGGAAGCCGUUGGAUUGGAAGGCGCAGAUGCAGCAGGCGAGCAAGGAUCAGCAGAAGGACCGUAUUCUGAGGAUGCUGGCGGAUGGGUCCCAGGAGAAGAGCCGCAGUGGGUAUGGGAAGAGGGGUUAACAGUGAAUGGGUCAGGUUGGGGUUGGUACACCAAGGUAAAUGCGAGCAAGGAGCAGCAGAGGGACCGGAUUCUGAGGAUGCUGGCAGACGGAUCGCAGGAGAAGAGCCGCGUGGCGGCAGUGGGUAUGGGAAGAGAGGGUAAAAAGGGGAUGGAGAGGCUGAUGCAGCAGGCGCGCACGCAGCAGCAGAAGGACCAGAUUCUGAAGAUGCUGCUGGCGGGUCGUUUGCAGGAGACGAGCCGCAGUGGGCAUGGGAAGAGGGGGUAGGGGAAGGGGGGGGGGUGGUUCGAUGCAGCAGGCGGGCAAGCAGCAGCAAGAGGACCGAAUCCUGAAGAUGCUGGCGGACGGAUCACAGGAGAAGAGCCGUAUUGGGUAUGGGAAGAGAGGGUAACGUGUUUGGGUUAUCGAGGGAUCGGCGCAGCAAGCACUCGUCAGAUCAGAUGCAGCAAGUGGGCAAGGAACAGCAGGCGGGCAAGGAGCAGCAGGCGGGCAAGGAGCAGCAGGCGGGCAAGGAGCAGCAGAAUGGCGGAUGGAUCCCAUGAGAAGAGCGGAAGUGGCUAUGGGAAGCGAGGGUGGACAUGCGGGUCAGGGGGGGAAUUGACGCAGCAAGCAGUGGUCCGAGGCAGCAGGCAGGCACUGUGCAGCAGAAGGACCGGAUCCUGUUGAUGCUGGCAGACGGAUCUGUGGCGAAGAGCCGCAGUGGCUAUGGGGAGAGGGGAUAAGGGGGGGGGAAGAGGUUGAAGCAGCAGGCGGGCAAGCAGCAGCAGAAGGGCCAGAAAUUGAAGAUGCUGGCGGAUGGGACACAGGAGAAGAGCCGCGGUGGGUAUGGGAAGAGGGGGUAGCUCAGGGACCGGAAUUGGUUUUGGGGCACCCUUAGGAAUCAGGGUAUUCUCAUGAGUUCACCCUGAUUUGUAAGGGUGCUAGGGGCAAAUUUGGCCUCAAAACACAUUUUUACCCUUAUAAAAUCAGGGUAUACUCCAAAAAGUGGCCGCUGGUAAGGGUAAUCAGGGUGAAUUACCCUUCAAACCCUAUCCCUGGGGUAGCUGUGCGGGAAGGGGGGAUGGACGCAACAACCAUGGGAUUGAUGCAGCAAGCAGUGGUCCAAUGCAGCACGCGGGCAAGGAGCAGUAACUUUCGGCAGUUGGGCCAUAGCCUGCGACAUCAAACAUGCUCUGAUGGUACCUCAAACCUCCUACCACGGUACCCCUUAGGGGUCACUCACUCCCGCCUGACGCUUUCCUGUAGGUAAGCCUUGACAGUUGUUCCUUGCAACAUGUUGGAAAUAUCUCAAAGAACUUAAGCGUUUCUGAAGUAUAACACUACACUCGAGGAAGACUACAAGGGAGCACGCGAGUCGACGGAGGUUACACGAGGGGGCGGACAAAGAAUGCGAAAGGUCGCAACUGGAGGUUGCGACUGACCGUUACAGCAUCAUGGAUGGUAACCGAAGCAGCAAUCGAGUCGCUGUGCGACUCGAUAAACCGUCCCUGUAACU